Messenger RNA from Rotaria sp. Silwood2, 573 nucleotides. The record is from the annotation of a GenBank genome assembly. NCBI's taxonomy places the organism in Eukaryota, Metazoa, Rotifera, Eurotatoria, Philodinida, Philodinidae.
AUGGAGGAUAAGAAUCCUUGCGUGGAUUUUGCUAAAUUAAUGCAUCAAUUGGCAGCAUGGAAAAGAGCUGAAUAUUUCUAUUUAAUAACUCUUGAAGCUGAGACAAUAUGGCAACGUCGUUCAGUCUUACUGUAUGAACACGGAUUGAUUAAGGGAGAAUUGGAACAGUAUGAUGAGGUUUUAGCUUACUUUAAACAAUCGCUCGAAGUGAAAGAAACACAAGGUGCUCAGGGUAUAACAGAAUUCGCCUCAACCUAUAAUAAUAUGGCCACUCUUUAUUAUAAACAAAAGAAAAUGGAUCUAGCUAUCGAAUAUUUUCAGAAAGCAAUUGAAGCGUAUAAUGUUAAACCUAAUAGUAAUCAGGAAUUAGUAGCCACGUUGUACGGUAAUAUUGCUUCUGUUCUCAAUGGUCAAGGCAAACAUGAAGAAACUCUGAAAAGUAAUGAAAAAUGUCUCAAUAUUCGUAUUAAUGUUUUUCCAGAGAUUUAUCCCUCUUUGGCGAGUACGUAUAGCAACAUUUCGAAUACAUUUCAUUCGAUGAGAUGUCAUGCACAAGCUCUUGAAUAUGCUUAA